CAGGGGGCGGGGAGGAAAGAUGGCGGCGCCCUGUAGCCGGUGAGGAGAGAGGACACGGGCAUCCCGGGGAGCGGCCAGACUCGUGCAGUAUGGCCUCAUCCCCGCAUACUCUCUCCUCACGCCUCCUGACAGGUUGGAUGGGAGGAUGUGUCUGGUAUCUGGAAAGGAGAGCCGUGCAGGAAUCCCCUCAUAAAUUUAUGCAUCUUUUCAGGAGCACCAAUAAGCAGUGGGUGACAUUUCAGCACUUUAACUUCCUCAAGCGCAUGUAUGCCACACAGCUGAACAGAAGUCUCAACCAACAAGUAAAACCGAAGCCAGAACCAGUGACAUCUCCUUUCCUUGAAAAAACAUCUUCAGGUCAAGCCAAAGCAGAAAUAUAUGAGAUGAGAUCUCUUUCGCCCGCCAGCCUGUCUUUAUCCAGAGAGCCAAAUAAAAAAGAAGUGAUAGAACUAGAAUCUGCCUCAAUAAUUGAAGAUUCAGUUGAUGUGGAGAAACAGACAAGAGAUGAAAAGCAGUGGAAAGAGAUGAAGCUGCACAUGGAUGACUUGCCAGGAAUUUUGGCUCGCCUGUCCAAAAUCAAACUCACAGCUCUGGUUGUAAGUACCACUUCUGCUGGAUUUGCGCUAGCUCCAGGACAUUUUGACUGGCCCUGUUUCCUGCUUACUGUUGUUGGAACAGGACUUGCAUCCUGUGCUGCGAAUUCCAUCAACCAGUUUUUUGAGGUGCCAUUUGACUCAAACAUGAAUAGGACAAAGAACAGACCUUUGGUUCGUGGACAGAUCAGCCCGCUGCUGGCAGUGUCCUUUGCCACUUGCUGUGCUGUUCCAGGAGUUGCCCUUCUCACCUGGGGGGUGAACCCACUCACAGGUGCCCUAGGGGCCUUCAACAUCUUCCUGUAUACCUGCUGUUAUACCCCACUGAAGAGGAUGAGCAUUGCCAACACGUGGGUAGGAGCCAUCGUGGGGGCCAUCCCACCCGUCAUGGGCUGGACAGCGGUCACCGGCAGCCUUGAUGCUGGAGCAUUUCUUUUGGGCGGAAUCCUCUACUCCUGGCAGUUUCCUCAUUUCAACGCCCUGAGCUGGGGCCUCCGGGAAGACUACUCCCGAGGAGGCUACUGCAUGAUGUCGGUCACCCACCCGGGCCUGUGCCGGCGCGUCGCCCUGCGCCACUGUCUGGCCCUGAUUGGACUGUGCACAGCAGCCCCCGUCUUGGAUGUCACCACAUGGACCUUCCCCGUCAUCUCCCUCCCCAUCAACCUGUAUAUUUCCUACCUCGGCUUUCGAUUCUAUACUGAUGCGGAUCGGAAGAGUUCCAGGAAGCUAUUCUUCUGCAGCCUCUGGCACCUGCCCUUGCUCCUGCUUCUCAUGCUCACCUGCAAGCAGACAGCACGUGGCAAAAGUGACAGUGCAGAGCCUCAAAGCUGAAAUCAGCUGACUUGUGGGGAAGAAAACAAAACCAAAAUGAUACUGAGAGACGCACAAAUUGUUUCCCUUUGCUCUUAGGCAAGAAUAAGUUGGUAAUUCUGGAGUAUGGGGAAUCAUUGGCUUUGGGACAAGAUUGUAAAUAAUUUGGUGCUCAAUGAUCACUUGGCAUUUUUUUUUUAAUGACAAUAUCCAAAAUACUCCCAAAUAAGAAAUGGAUCGAUUCAGUAGACUAGUGCAGAGAGGCUAUUUUUCUUUCAGUCUAGAUAGCUCUCCCUCUAACUUGAUCCCAUUGUUUCGAGUCUUCCUUGGGAAGAUGUACAUGUGCUCCUCUCCUCUGCUGCUCCCCUCUCGUCACCCCUCCCCCCGACCCCCACACACUCAGUGGUAACUGGUGGCCAGAUAGGUGAGCACUGUUCUCACACAGCUCUGAUUCUGUUGUUUUGGGGGCCUUCAGGCAGUAUCAGAGGAAAUGCACACUGCAGCCACUGUACCCCAUUACUGGUGAAUGAGCCAGGGCCCCUGUUCUGGCUUAUUCCACCACACAUACUUUCCCUCAAUGAUGAUAGAAUAUCAAGGUUGGCUUGCGGCACAGCACGCAGAGGGAGGAUUCCAAACGGUUGCCUGGGGGAUCUCAGGCUGGACUGCCAGCCCGGCCCUCCAUCCCAUGGCAUAUCAGCACUUCACAAACUCCCGGACACUCAAAGGCAUCGUUAUAGUUUGCUCUCAGGUGCAGGAGGUGUCUAACGUAUGAGGUAGCGCUAGGUUUUAUUCCAGAAAUCCCUCUAGCUCUGGUCCAUUCCUGAUCCUCUUCAUUCGCUCCUGCAGACCAUCAGCUCCUCUUUGUGGUGUGGCUUUUUCAGAGCCAUAUGAUAAGGGAAAUCAGAAAAAAAGGGGUGCCGGGCUGGCCAGUUCGCAUUUGUAGUCCCUUUCUUUAGUCGCACCCUGCUGUCAUCAGGCUCAGACAGCAACCUCCAUGCGUGCGACAGCUUUAAGAGCCACAGCAGAGUUACUCCCCGUGGGGUGCUUCCGGUUCUGGAUGCUUUUCUAGUUCCCCUGAAGGCAGGUGUGGCAGAGGUCACCUGUUCUUCCCUCAGUCCUCCAUGUCUGCCUACCUGUGGCAUCCCACUUGGCCAAAGCCCUUGAAGCUUAACAGGAUGUUUUAAUUACUCAGUCUCCAGGGACUCUGCUGCCCUGUAGCAGACUGGAAUUUAAGCAACAUUUAAACAGUCGUUGCAACAUGCCUAUUCUCUCAAAAAUGUAUAAAGCCACUGCAGGUAGCAUCUGAUCCCUGUUCCUAUUUCUCAGAAGUAGAACCUGCAGCUAUAUCCAGGUUACUUAAUGUGAGGAACAUGGCAUUGGGAGUGUCUGGAAAGAACAUCUACAGCCCUCAAAUUUGUAAAAUGUAUCAGUUUCUCUUCCUGCUGAAAUAAACUGUUAUAUAAAACCA
This is a messenger RNA of Condylura cristata (star-nosed mole), 2871 nucleotides long. Its product is annotated as protoheme IX farnesyltransferase, mitochondrial. Gene Ontology annotation, cellular component: mitochondrial membrane; mitochondrion. The record is from RefSeq and is a predicted model, not a curated record. The transcript has 7 exons. Lineage: Eukaryota; Metazoa; Chordata; Mammalia; Eulipotyphla; Talpidae. Gene Ontology annotation, biological process: heme biosynthetic process. The coding region runs from base 90 to 1424 and encodes 444 amino acids. Gene Ontology annotation, molecular function: protoheme IX farnesyltransferase activity.